Messenger RNA from Aspergillus steynii IBT 23096, 1791 nucleotides. Its product is annotated as HoxN/HupN/NixA family nickel/cobalt transporter. The record is from RefSeq and is a predicted model, not a curated record. Gene Ontology annotation, cellular component: plasma membrane. Gene Ontology annotation, molecular function: nickel cation transmembrane transporter activity. Gene Ontology annotation, biological process: nickel cation transmembrane transport. Lineage: Eukaryota; Fungi; Ascomycota; Eurotiomycetes; Eurotiales; Aspergillaceae. Bases 209 to 1615 code for a protein of 468 amino acids. The transcript is spliced from 7 exons.
CAAGAAAUGGCAUUGCUCGAUUGAUAUUGAUAAUUCCUUCUUAUCUCUUAUCGGGUUGCUUCCCCGCCAGAAAAACCUUACUCUUUACUGUCAUUUUUAAUUCUGACAUCGUCAACUCUCAUCUGCAUUACGCCAUCUUUCUCUAUCUUUCUCUAUCUUCCACGCUAUAUACUAUACAGUACCUGAUAUAGGUUGAUAUUUCUUCAGUAUGCGGGACUCCGCCAUCCUCGAGUCCGCCCCGGACGUCCCGACAUCCCCGCAUUCCACGCCCUCCGACUCCAAGAAAUGGUCCCCCCAGGCUCUGAUCAGACAUGCCGAGCGCUCGCACAGUCGCAUGCCGGGCAUCCGCAAGGUGCCGUUGCGCGCCAUCGCGGUGAUCUUGUUUGUGGCGUUGAUGAACGUCGUGGUGUGGAUUGCCGCGGCGAUUCUGCUGCGUUACUAUCCGUCGUUGGUGUCGAACGCCGUGCUUUCGUAUACCCUUGGCUUGAGGCAUGCGUUUGACGCGGAUCACAUCUCGGCCAUCGAUCUGAUGACUCGGAGACUGCUGGCCACCGGCCAGCGACCCGUCACCGUGGGCACGUUCUUCUCCCUCGGCCACUCGACCAUCGUGAUCAUCACGUCCAUCGUCGUCGCCGCCACCGCGGCCGCCGUGUCCUCUCGCUUCGACAGCUUCAGCACCGUCGGCGGCAUCAUCGGCACCUCGGUCAGCGCCGCCUUCUUGAUCCUCCUGGGCCUGAUGAACGGGUACAUUCUGUAUAAGCUGUACAAGCAGAUGCAGAAGGUCCUGGAUCUCCCGGAGGGUCAGGAGGACGAGGCAUGGAAGAUCGAGGGCGGGGGGAUCAUGUUCUCCGUGUUGAAGAAGAUGUUCAAGCUGAUUGAUCGUCCGUGGAAAAUGUACCCGCUGGGAAUCCUCUUCGGCCUGGGCUUCGACACGUCCUCGGAGAUCGCGCUGCUCGGCAUCUCAUCCAUCGAAGCCGCCCGGGGGACUGAUUUCUGGGUGAUUCUGAUCUUCCCGAUCCUGUUCACAGCCGGAAUGUGUCUCCUCGACACCACCGACGGAGCCCUCAUGCUCUCCCUCUACAUCCAACCCGCCACCAACUUCCUCCCCGCCAAGCGCGAAUCCCCAUCCACCCCGCUCCUCGAAGAGGGUCUUGACACUCCCCCGGAGGAAGUCGAAUCGCAAAACCACCGCGACCCCAUCGCUUUCCUCUACUACUCAAUCGUCCUAACCACACUGACCGUGAUCGUCGCCAUCGUAAUCGGCAUCAUCCAGCUCCUAACCCUCGUGCUGAACGUCGCCGAACCCACCGGCCGCUUCUGGGACGGCGUCCAGACCGCCGGCGACUACUACGAUGCUAUCGGCGGCGGGAUCUGCGGCUGCUUCAUCGUCUUCGGCGGGAUCAGCGUGUUCGUGUACAAGCCGUGGAGAAGGUGGAUUGCCCGUCGGCAUGGGCAGACUGUCGUGGCGGAUGAGGAAGGCCACGAGGGGCGGUUGAGACCUGAUACGCCGAUUCUGAGCGAGGAGCGAGGGUCGCAGGGUAAGAACUAUGGCGCUGUAGACGGGAAGAAGGAUACUAGGGUUGUGGUUGAUGAGAGGGCUGAUGGGCCGGCUUAGACGGAUGUGGAUGAAACCAAGAUAUAGCCGUUGAGCGUGGAAGGGGGUUUCACAUACGAUGGACUGGAUGUGAUUUUGUUUUGGCUACACUACCCUACUCGCACUGAAUCCAGAAGCUGGUUGAAAAGGGAAAGGGUAAAAUAGCAGUGAAUUCAGACAAUUUAGCUUAUAUCCAG